AUGGACCAUCGGAAAGCCAGGGUCCUCUCAGCUGGCCACUGCUGCCCCUCCCUGCGAAAGUGGGCCUCGCAGGCUGGCAGCGUGGGGCUCUCUGUACCACCCUGCAUCAGCAGGAGCUCAGCCAUGGUGAAUGAGGUGGGCAGGAGUGAUGGCCCCAACCCCCGCUCCGAGGGCAGCAGCAGCAGUGGCAGCGAGAGCUCCAGAAACAGUUCAAGAUGUUCUACACCAGGCCUGGACCCUGAUCGGUACGAGAAACUCCGGGACAAGAUGAAGCGGAGGAUGGACUCUGGUGACAAAUGGUUCUCCCUGGAAUUCUUCCCUCCCCGAACCGCUCAGGGAGCUGUCAACCUGGUCUCAAGGUUUGACCGGAUGGCCACAGGUGGCCCCCUCUUCAUCGAUGUGACCUGGCACCCUGCAGGGGACCCUGGCUCAGACAAGGAGACCUCCUCCAUGAUGAUUGCCAGCACGGCAGUGAACUACUGCGGCCUGGAGACCAUCCUGCACAUGACCUGCUGCCGCCAGCGCCAGGAGGAGAUCACCCGCCAUCUGCACAAAGCCAAGCAGCUGGGCCUGAAGAACAUCUUGGCAUUGAGGGGAGACCCCAUAGGUGACCGGUGGGAGGCGGAGGAAGGAGGUUUCAACUGUGCUGCAGACCUGGUGAGGCACAUCCGAAGCGAGUUUGGGGACUACUUUGACAUCUGCGUGGCAGGUUACCCCACAGGCCACCCUGAGGCAGCGAGCUUUGAGGAUGACCUAAAGCACCUGAAGGAGAAGGUGUCCGCGGGCGCCGACUUCAUCAUCACGCAGCUCUUCUUCGAGGCUGACACCUUCUUCCGCUUCAUCAAGGCCUGCACAGACAUGGGCAUCACCUGCCCCAUUCUCCCUGGCAUCUUUCCCAUCCAGGUGACAUGUCUGCCCUGGAAUGACGAGCCCCUGGCUGCCGAGACCAGCCUGAUGAAGGAAGAACUGCUACGCGUGAACCGCCAGGGCAUCCUCACCAUCAACUCCCAGCCCAACAUCAAUGGAAAGCCAUCUUCUGACCCCGUCGUGGGCUGGGGUCCCAGCGGGGGCUAUGUCUUCCAGAAGGCCUACUUAGAGUUCUUCACUUCCCGAGAGACAGUGGAGGCGCUUCUGCAAGUGCUGAAGAAGUACGAGCUCCGGGUCAAUUACCACAUCGUGGAUGUGAAGGGUGAGAACAUAACCAACGCCCCUGAGCUGCAGCCCAAUGCCGUCACAUGGGGUAUCUUCCCUGGCCGGGAGAUCAUCCAACCCACCGUGGUGGAUCCUGUCAGCUUCAUGUUCUGGAAGGAUGAGGCCUUUGCCUUGUGGAUUGAGCAGUGGGGAAAGCUGUAUGAUGAGGAGUCCCCGUCCCGCGCCAUCAUCCAGCACAUCCACGACAACUACUUCCUGGUCAACCUGGUAGACAACGAGUUCCCACUGGACAACUGCCUGUGGCAGGUAGUGGAAGAUACAUUCGAGCUGCUCACCAGGCCCCCCAAGCGCGACGGGGAUGUGGAGGCCCCCUGAGUCCCAGGCCUGACAUCCUUCACUGUGCCCACCCACCUUUCCCACUGUCCUCCGGGCCUGGUUCUUCCCAGGGGGUAAUGGCAGUAAGGCCAGCAGGAGGCGUCCGGGCUCUGGCUGGACCAGAGUCAGCCCCACGUGGGAGCCUGCCACCCUCUGAGAGAGCGUGCUCGGGGUCGGGAGCACACUGCCCUCCCUGCCCCACACCAGGGCAGCCUCCGGAGCUAACAAAGGACCCCGGUGAACUUGCACUUGGAGCCCUCGUGGGCCGGGCAGUGAACUCGAUGAACUCAACGGGGACUCGCAGCACUGACGACAUGGCAGAGUGAAGGUGCCACAUCGUCCCACUGAGGUGGGAGGGGCAGGCCACUGCCGCCUCCCUGCGUGGCUGACAGGUGCCAGACCUCAUCCCCCAAGCGUUCCCUCAGCUGCGGUCCCCCCAGCCCCAGGCCUGCCCCAUAACGUGGCUUCUCUGUUCCGAUGGCUGGAUGGAAAAGCACCCCUGUGGUGAAAGGCCGUCCCAGCCCUCCUGCUUCCCUCCACCCCUCAGCUCAGGCAGGGCCCGGCCACGCCCCAGCUGGCCUUCCUAAUGCCAGCUGCCGGCCCUCCUCUCAGCCCGGCACUCCUCCCAGGACCCAGCCCCAGGUUCUGCUGCCUGGGGCAGUGGCCAGCAGGUGCAGCCGGCUGCUCUUCCUUGGCUCCUGGCCUGCUGGCCUUGGCAGGAAGGAGCCCCGCACACGGACGCGGGUGUCAGAAGAACGGCUGAGUGACGCAGCCUUCAGGGAACACAGCAGAAGCAGCCUUUUAUUGUCCCCCAGAGUCGUCCCUCUCCCGCUGCACUCGUGAGGUAGGAGUCUUUGGGGGGCCCUGAGGGACCUGGGCCUCAGUGCUGCGCAUCACUCCACAGGCACCAGUCGCGGGCUGCAGCCUGGCCCUUUGUUCUGCCCCACACUCACCACAGCCAGGGCCUGGGCACUCAGGGAGCGGCUGCGGCUGCGUCUCCUGGCUGUCACACACUGGUACCACUGUUUAAAGGCCUGGUACCCAGGGAGGGACAGAAAAGGCUAUUUGGCUCCCUUCAAGGCCUGGGCUUUGGCCUGCCAGGGGAUCACCUGUGCCCAGCUCAUGUCCCCCCCAGAGGCCGCUCCCCCCGCCUGGGCAGCCUGCCUGCCCUUCUCCAGGGAAAAUGCAGAGUCUCAGAAUAGAUCUGACUUGUGACCUGGAAGCUGUGUCUGCAGAGCCCCAAACAAGGGGACCCAGCCCCCCCGCCGGGGCUGCGACGAGAGGCCAGGGAUCCAAGCUGGGCCUUCUUGCUCCUAGAUGGAGCAGCACCAGUCACAGCAAAGGUCCAAUAUCUGGCUGUGUUCUGUAAUCCAACUGAUCCCCUCCCUGGGGUGGCUACCACGGAGACCCCUGACCCAGGAACCAGAGGCAGCUGGGGGACAAGGUGG
Messenger RNA from Dipodomys ordii (Ord's kangaroo rat), 2975 nucleotides. It is a transcript of the gene Mthfr, whose product is annotated as methylenetetrahydrofolate reductase (NAD(P)H). Gene Ontology annotation, cellular component: cytosol. Gene Ontology annotation, biological process: tetrahydrofolate interconversion. The record is from RefSeq and is a predicted model, not a curated record. Lineage: Eukaryota; Metazoa; Chordata; Mammalia; Rodentia; Heteromyidae. The transcript is spliced from 9 exons. Bases 1 to 1527 code for a protein of 508 amino acids. Gene Ontology annotation, molecular function: methylenetetrahydrofolate reductase [NAD(P)H] activity; FAD binding.